Molecule: messenger RNA, 1599 nt
Organism: Phragmites australis (common reed)
Lineage: Eukaryota; Viridiplantae; Streptophyta; Magnoliopsida; Poales; Poaceae
Product: probable staphylococcal-like nuclease CAN1
Exons: 9
Coding region: 233-1225 (330 amino acids)
Cellular component (GO): cytoplasm
Molecular function (GO): nucleic acid binding; nuclease activity
Source: RefSeq, a predicted model, not a curated record
CCUUCCUUCCUUCCCCUCCCAUUAACUGUCUCCUCGUGAAGCGAGCUGCGAUUCCAAAACGGCCAAAUGGCCACAGCGCAGAUCCACACGGACAAACAAAACCGCCGCACAAGUUUUCAAAUCCUGGAGCGGAUCUCCGCGCAGAGAGACGAACCCCACGCUCACCAAGAUCUCGCCCUCGACGUCCUGUCGAGCAGGGGAGCUAGCGAGGUGUAGCUAGGUAUAGGUGGCCAUGGGGAACAGCAUAUACCGGUUCCUGUGCGGCCUGUGCGCGCCCUCGUCGCAGGAGCACGGGCUCCGCGGUGCGCACACCGCCGUCGCCGCGCUCGGCCGCGACGUCCUCAACUUCGAGGCCACCUCGCAGGUUCCGGAUGGGCUGAGCCGGCACGUCGUCUCCUCCAAGAAAGCGCAGGCGAACUGGUACAAGAAGCUGCUGGUGGCAUGGAAGAAAGCCCGGCCGCCUCCGAAGACGCCGGAGGAAGCUGCGUGCUUCGUUGUGCAAACGCUCAAGAAUCAUCAGAAAGCAGAUGUCGAGGGCUUCUUGGUCUUCUACGGCCUCCCACAUCCAAACGCGGCACCAAGCGCUCCCGCUGCUCCCCCGCCGCCCAAACCCCAAGGCGCCAAGUUCGAACUGCAAACGCUUCCCGUGGACCCCAAGGCGGUAUCCGACGGCGACACUAUUAACGUGUACGUUGACACGGCCGAUCCUCGGGGGUCCGGCAGCGUGCCCCGUGAGGUGCAGAAGGCCGCGGCGGAGCGGGCCAAGGCGCGGACCGCCAAGGACUACCAGAAGGCUGACGCGCUGCAGAAGAUCAUAGUAGAUGCAGGAUACAGGCCAGUUCCUAACGCGAGAGGCGAAGAGGUUCUCGGGAAGAAGUACAGGAUCAGGCUAAGGGGGAUUGAUGCGCCGGAGAGCGCGAUGCCGUACGGCAAGGAGGCUAAAGAGGCGCUGUUGAAGCUUGUUCAGGGAAAGAGCUUGAAGGUCUUCGUGUACGACGAAGACCGGUAUGGCAGAUGCGUCGGAGACAUCUACUGCGACGGCGUAUUUAUACAGGAGCAAAUGCUGAAGAAGGGGUUUGCAUGGCACUACACCGCCUAUGAUCAACGCCCGGAGCUGGCCAAGUGGGAGAAACAGGCACAAACUGGCCGGAAGGGUUUGUGGGCGUCGUCGAAGCCGCAGAAACCAUGGGAGUGGAGGAAGGAGAAGCGCAAUGGGGCAGCAUGAACAGAACUCGGGGUUCAGUAUGUGCUGUGUGUUGUUUUAGCCACGAGCAGCUGACUAAUUUAUUUCGCCUGCAGACUUUUAACCCAGAGCAGAACUUGAACUGAACACCAUCGUAGAUUGUGCAGUGUGCAUGUACAGGACUGUGAAACAGGAUGCAAUUGAUUAGUGUGGUUCCUAAUUGCAUAUGGGCAUACGGAGAUUUGUUGUACAAUUGUAAUAGCGUUAUUGCACCGUUGCUAAUGCUGUAAAGUAGAGAAAAUGAAGCCUGUAAAAUGUGUUGUAUUGAAAGUCGUGUUGUUGAUGGAUGUUAAAUACUUGAAUACCAAUAGACUGAAUGGAUCCCUAUGUCCUGAAAUGAUAUACCUUGACCAGUA